Sorghum bicolor (sorghum) is the source of this 402-nucleotide messenger RNA. Its product is annotated as shadow of prion protein-like. The record is from RefSeq and is a predicted model, not a curated record. Bases 1 to 402 code for a protein of 133 amino acids. NCBI's taxonomy places the organism in Eukaryota, Viridiplantae, Streptophyta, Magnoliopsida, Poales, Poaceae. The transcript has a single exon.
AUGCUAGGGGCCGGAACGGCCGACGCAGCGGAGCUGCAACGUGCAGGUGUGGGGGCGGCGUACCGGGAUGGUGGCGCGGCAGGCCAGCGGCACGGAGCCCGGGGCGGCUGGCGGCUGGCGAAGCAGAGCACGCAGCGGCGCGCGGCCCCUGCUACUAGUGCGGUGCGCUGGGCCAUCGGUGCGGCGGCCGGCGCAGCAGAGCAGCGGCGCGACGUGGGGGCGCAAGGCACCUGCUACCACUACCAGUGCGGUGCGCCGGGCCGGCGGCGCGACAGGCCAGCAGCGCGGGGUCGCGCGGCCUCGGCGCAGCAGACCAGCGGCACGCGGCCCUGGCUGGGACUGGGAGGCGGAGCCGGCCCUCGCUGCGGCGGGCAGGCGGCGUGGGGCAGUACGAAGCUGUAG